GUCACCUGUCCUGGGAAAGCAGAAUACCACGUCCUUCAGAAACUAUCCUGAUCUAGCCAGAAGAGCGUCACUGGUCACUAUGACAUCCACCAUCUCAAUGAGGAGCUACUCUGCCACCCGCCAGCCAUCUUUUUCCAGCAUGUCUGUCCGAGACAGCAGUCUCACACGCUCCAGGGCACCCAUCUCCUCCUCCUUGGCUGGUACCCUCUCCCUGUCCCGCUCACUGUCCGUGGGCAAUGGACUCAAUGCCGUGGGUAACCUGUCACUCAAUGGGUUGGGGGGUGGGGCAAGUGACAAGGAGACCAUGCAAGGUCUCAAUGACCGUCUGGCCAGCUACCUGAGCAAGGUACGCUCACUGGAGAAGUCCAACAAUGAUCUGGAGCAGAAAAUCAAGCAACUGAUGCUGGAACGGACCCCCAAAGGACAUGACAUUGAGGGCAUGAUGGCACAGGCACAUGCGAUUGGAAAUGAGGUGAGAAAAAGAACCCUUGAGAAUGCUCGCAUCAUGCUAGAGAUUGACAACGCCAAGCUGGCUGCAGAUGACUUCAGAGUGAAGUGGGAAACUGAGAUGGCGCUGUGCCAGUCAGUGGAAAGAGACUGCGUGGCCCUGAGGAGGGCAAAGACAGACCAUGACCAGAUCAUCGCCACUUUGAAGGGAGACCUUGACAGCCUGAAGGAGGAGCUCUACUUCUUGAAGAAGAACCAUGAGGAUGAAAAGGCAGCUCUAAAGGCUCGUCUUGCCAAUGAACAAGUCAACGUGGAGGUGGACGCAGCCCAGGGGCCAGAUCUGGGGGCCGUCUUGGCUGACUUGAGGCUCCAGUAUGAGGGCAUCGCUCGCAAGAACAAGGAAGAGGCCGAAGUGUGGUACCAAAAAAAGCUGGAGACGGUGCAGUCAGAGGUGAAGGAGAACAACGAGGCCCUGCAGGUUGCCCAGAGCGAGCUCAGCGAGAGACGACGCUUCCUGCAGGCCCUAGAGGUGGAGCUGGACAGCCUACGGAAACAGGUGAGUGUGCUGGAGGGCAACCUGGUGGAGGUGAACCACAAGUACGUUGUGGAGAUGGAGCGGCUGCAGGCCAACCUGGCCCAGCUGGAGGAUGAGCUGUCGCAGCUGCGUCUCGACAUGCAGCGCAACAAGACUGACUAUGAACAGCUGCUUCGUGUCAAGCAGAGCCUGGAGCUGGAGAUCGCCACCUACAGGAGGCUGCUGGAGGGAGAGGAAGUAGUUAAGGAAACACCUCCCCCUAAAAAGGAGACUGAGGUGAAGACAAGGAAGAUUGUUAAGGUCGUCACCCAGACUAUGAUCAACGGAAAAGUGGUUGACGAGUCCAGCGAAGUGGAGCAGUUUGAGGAGCAGAAGUAGCAACACCCAACUGAGAUUGAUCUUCACCUCUGGGUUUUGUUGAAAAGAACAACCAUACCCCCCCACUGAUGAGGUUCUGCACUCCUUUGUAGAGAUUUAGGAUGUUCUACAGCCCAGUGGUUUUUCUCUUGUUCUGUCUACAGAUUUCAGAUACUCUACAGCCUGACUGAAGAAAAUUUUCCAGCUUGGGUAUAUGUUAGAAAAUGAAAAAUAAUUGAAAACAUAA
Scleropages formosus (Asian bonytongue) is the source of this 1586-nucleotide messenger RNA. It is a transcript of the gene krt1-c5, whose product is annotated as keratin, type 1, gene c5. Lineage: Eukaryota; Metazoa; Chordata; Actinopteri; Osteoglossiformes; Osteoglossidae. Gene Ontology annotation, molecular function: structural molecule activity. Bases 80 to 1360 code for a protein of 426 amino acids. The transcript is spliced from 9 exons. The record is from RefSeq and is a predicted model, not a curated record. Gene Ontology annotation, cellular component: cytoskeleton.